Molecule: messenger RNA, 2474 nt
Organism: Ficedula albicollis (Collared flycatcher)
Lineage: Eukaryota; Metazoa; Chordata; Aves; Passeriformes; Muscicapidae
Gene: KBTBD12
Product: kelch repeat and BTB domain containing 12
Exons: 6
Coding region: 174-2033 (619 amino acids)
Molecular function (GO): protein binding
Source: RefSeq, a predicted model, not a curated record
CAAGGCUAUUUAUAGCCCUGGCACCUCAGUGUCACCAGGAGCUCUGUGCUGCUGUGGGACAGCUCUGCUGCCCUCUCCCAUGCGGCCCCUGCCGCCCCCAGCCUCGACAAGAAACAUUCCCGAUGAAUACCUUGAGUUCUGAGGAUAUUUAAACAGAGGAAAAGAGAUCAACCAUGGAUCACAAGGCUGAGGAGAGGAGAAAGCAGCGCCACAGCUUGACUUUACUGGAGCAAGUACAGAGAAUGAAAGAAUCAGCCGAGAUAAUCGACGUGGUGCUGGUUGCAGAAGGUGAGAAAUUCCCCUGCCAUAGGGUGGUGCUGGCUGCCUUCAGUGCCUAUUUCAGAGCCAUGUUCACGUGUGGCUUGGCAGAGUGCGCUCAGAGGGAGGUGGUGCUGCAGGACACCUGUGCCGAGAGCGUGGCCGUGCUGCUGCACUACAUGUACAGCGCCGAGCUGCGCCUCUCCAGCCACAACGUGCAGCCUGUCGCCCUCACCGCCUGCUUCAUGCAGAUGGAAGAGGUUUGCAGCAUGUGCCAGAAGUACAUGAUGGACCACAUGGAUGCUUCCAACUGUGUGGGCAUCUACUACUUUGCAAGCCACAUUGGGGCAGAAGAUUUGUGUGACCAAGCGAGGAAAUACGUGUAUCAGCAUUUUGCUGAGGUGAGCUUGCAGGAAGAAAUACUGGAGGUUGAAUUCCAGCAGCUGAUGACUCUCAUCAAAUCAGAUGAUCUGAAUAUCUCCAGGGAGGAGAGCAUUCUGGACCUGGUCAUUAGAUGGGUCAAGCACAGCAGAGAGACACGUUCAGAACACCUCAUCGAGCUCCUCAAGCAAGUGAGACUGGUGCUUAUCAGCCCCUCUUUCCUUGUGGAAGCCAGGAAAAGGAACACAAUGAUCCUGUGCAAUUCAGAAUGCAAUGACCUGUUCGAGGAAGCCCUGAAAACCAUCCAGCUGUCCAGGCCCCCUUCCCUCAGCCUGCGUUAUGGGAUGGAGACUACGGAUCUCCUGCUCUGCAUCGGCAACAACUCCCUCGGCAUCAGGUCCAGGCACGGCAGCUACGCGGAUGCCAGCUUUUGUUUCGCUCCUGCAACACGGAAGACUUACUUCAUUUCCUCCCCCAAGUAUGGAGAGGGCUUAGGAUGUGUUUGCACUGGUGUUGUCACUGAGAAAAAUGAUAUCAUUGUGGCAGGCGAGGCAAGCGCCGUCAAAAUGUCUAGACAAAGGACCAGGAACAUUGAAAUUUAUAGAUACCACCAGCGAGGAAACCACUUUUGGCACAGCCUGUGCACCACUCAGCUGCGUGAGCUCUACGCCCUGGGCACUGCCCACAACGACCUCUACGUAAUAGGAGGGCAAAUGAAAGUGAAAAAUCAGUAUCUGGUCACAAACUGCGUGGAGAAGUACUCCAUGGAGCAGGGCAGCUGGAGAAGCACAGCACCUCUGCCAGUGCCACUGGCCUGCCACGUGGUGGUGACAGUGAAGGACAAGCUGUACGUGCUGGGUGGAUGGACACCACAGAUGGAUCUGCCUGACGAGGAGCCGGAUCGAUUAAGUAACAGAACGUUUCGCUACGACCCAGCCCAAGACAAAUGGGCAGAGAGAGCCCCAAUGAAGUUCUCCAAGUACCGCUUCAGCACAGCCGUAGUCAACGGGGAGAUUUAUGUCUUGGGAGGAAUUGGGUGCCUUGGUUAUGACAGAGGACAGACACGGAAAUGUCUCGAUGCAGUGGAGAUUUAUAACCCUGAUGGAGACUUUUGGAGGGAUGGACCCCCUCUGCCUUCUCCCCUCCUCUCCUUACGGACAAACUCCACCAGCGCAGGCUCCGUGGAAGGGAAGCUGUACCUCUGCGGAGGAUUUCAUGGAGCAGCUCGCCAUGAAGUUAUCACCAAAGAGAUCCUGGAGCUGGAUACGUGGGAGAACCAGUGGAACGUGGUGGCCACCAAUGUCCUCAUGCACGACAGUUACGAUGUUUGCCUGGUUGCUCGCCUCAACCCACGGGAUCUUAUCCCUCCUCCUCCCGAUUUAGUGGACCAAUAGAAGUUCAGUGACUCCCAGUGCUUCCAGAUUCUGCAGAGAUUAAAGAAUUUGGGGAGACAAAUGCUGCAUUGGCUCUGGAUCACAGCAGAGUCCCACAUAGAGGAAAGGGCAAUGUGUGCUUGAGGACAUAAUAGCCUUUGAGCUGUGCUCCUCUGCUGAUGCUUAACUUGAUAGUACUGGUGCUCUGGACUUCUGUGGUUGAAAGCCAAGGCUGCCCAGCCUUUGUGUGUGGCUCUUCAACUUCAAUCUGGCUGUGCAAGCUCCAGGGCUGGGUGAAGCCUGGCUGCUGGGACUCUUUGCCUCGCAGGCACAGAGGCAGCCCAGGCUCAGCUCACAGCAGACAUGACAGAAACCCAAAGUAUUUCAUAUACACAUAUAUAGCCAGGGAAAUCCCUCCUUUGCUGUUCAUCCCACUUGGAUCUACUAAGCUACCCAGGAAGC